Molecule: messenger RNA, 1293 nt
Organism: Momordica charantia (bitter melon)
Lineage: Eukaryota; Viridiplantae; Streptophyta; Magnoliopsida; Cucurbitales; Cucurbitaceae
Product: YbaK/aminoacyl-tRNA synthetase-associated domain-containing protein
Molecular function (GO): aminoacyl-tRNA deacylase activity
Source: RefSeq, a predicted model, not a curated record
GCGAUGGGAGUCAUGGAUUCACAUCGGUCUGGCCCUCACAACACGAUAGAUUUUGGAUUUUUGCAGCGUUCAUUUUGGUCUAAACCUUCGUCCUGAAGUUCUCUCUCCGUCGAACUUCUUUCCUCUGAAUUCGAGCUCUGUGCUUCAGUAUGGCAAAGGAGGUUUACACCAGGGAAGAGUUGCUAGCGUUGUUGCAGGAUCAUCAAAUUCAUUUUUCCAAGUACGAACAUCCAGCUGUAUUGACGGUUGAAGCUCAGGCAAAAUAUGUUGGAAAUCUGGGGGGUGGACUCAGUAAGAAUCUGUUUUUGAAGGACAAAAAGAAUAGAUACUACAUCGUUUCUGCAUUGGCAGACACCAAAGUGGACCUGAAAGUUCUAUCUGCAAGACUUGGUUUGGGGAAAGGAGGUCUGAGAAUGGCUCCUGAGGAAGCAUUGGGUGAGAAACUUAAGGUAUCUCUUGGUAGUGUUACUCCGUUUGCACUCAUCAAUAAAACAGCGCGAGAUGUCGCAUUGUUGUUGGACCAAGGAUUUAAAAGCCAGGAAUUCUGCUUCUUCCACCCUUUGUCAAAUGAAACCUCAAUAUCCCUUAAUGCCAGUAAUCUCGACAAGUUCCUUAAAGUGAUUGGGAGAGACCCUUCAUAUGUUGACUUGGAGGCUAACCCUUCUGUAGGAAAGGAUCAACCCCCUGAUCUUGCUGGACUUGUUCCAUCUGGUACGGCCUUUGUGCCGGAUACUCCAGAGAAAGCAUCUUCAUGUCCAAAUUCGAUUGAAAAUCAUGGUGUUGUAGACAAAAAGAAGUCUAAGGUAGUUGCAGGGGACACAGCCAAACCAUCUACUGCUGUCAAAGUUGCAAAGGACAAACCUGUACCAACAGUACGAACAUCCCAUGCAAAUGUGGAGCAAUUUGUGGAAGAGAUCCUUAAUAAGACGUCGGCAAUAGUGCUCUCAGAGCUCACAGAGGAGACUGUUAGGAAACAUGGAGAGCAAUUGGGAACUGUGGUGUCAAACAGCAUCAAGAGCCAUCUUAGCUCGGAGUUGAACAAUCUUUCUAUGAUAUUUAAGAACACUGCAUACACAGAAGGGUUUCACGCUGGAUCUUCCCAUAAAGUAAAGCAUGCAUGCUGACCUGUCUGGUUGUGCCUCCAAUAGCAACUGAAGAAGAGAAUUCUGAUAGAAGGCGGGGUAAGGUCUCUAGUUAUGUUUAAGAUUCUUUUAAAAUAUGGUCCCGAACAUUUGGAAAAAAAUUCAUUACAAUUGUUAUAAUAUUUGGUUAUAUGAUAAUGCAUCUUUAGCA